GAGAAAUCUCGAUAGUUUAUCCACCAUUUUCGUCAACAGAGCAGUGCAGAAUGGCAAACAAGAAGGUCCACAGAAUACACGGUCCUCCAGAGUAGAAAUAUCUCUCUUAUUCGUACUAGCUCCAUCAGUCAACAGAGGCGAUGUUUAAGAAAGCCCAUGGAGAUGUCAAGAAGUCAACACAGAAAGUUCUGGACCCGAAGAAAGACAGCGUCACGAGGCUGAAGCACUUGCGCACUGUGUUAGAGAACACAGAGCAGGAUGAGGUGAAGCAGUUCUUUGACCUGUACUACUCCCACAUCUACCAAGUCUUCUAUGACAAUUUUAUACUUGUGGAGACCAGUCUCAAGCAGAAAGCCCACAAAGCCCAGAGGGAGGAAUUGGAUGCUGUCUUAUUUGUGUUUGAGAAAAUACUGACAUUGCUACCAGAUCUGAUACAUCAAAGAUGGCAGUUUCACAGCAUUGGACGUCUGAUGAAGAAACUGCUCCAUCCAGGAAAUUCACUUAAGUUACGGCGGGAGGGUGUGAGACUGUACAUGCUGUGGCUACAGGCUCUGCAGGAGAACGCCAGUGAAGAAUGCCUUCUUAUCUUUGCCUGUCUCAUCCCUGGCUUCCCAAGCCCUUCAUCAGAUUCAGGAAUGUACACACUGGAAGGCCUGGUCACUGGGGCUUUUCAUAAUGGAUCUGCAUCUGAUGCUGUAGUACCAACAGAAAUCAGUGCAGUUCUCACGCCUCAGUCUGGGGAGAGGGUGACGGACGAUCAAACCAAGUUCUUCCUAGAUGCAGUGCUGGAGUUUAUGGUAAUACAGGUGCGUAAACUGGAGUGGAAGGAUGCCCAGUUCCAGCCCAAGGGCUUCAACUUCCUGUUCCAGCACUUCCAGCAGCACUACCUGACACACAUCUUCCCCUCCAUGUCCAGCACCACCAGCCUGUACCAGCCAAACCUAGUUAUUCCCCAACCAAGAAACCAGAGACAGGGUGGGGACAGGAAAGACAGUGCCAGGGGAGGGGACCCGUAUCUGUCUGCACGAGUGUCAGUCAUCAGAUGGGUGGUGGCCUUCACACACGAGCUCAGGAAACCACCUCAGUCUCCUACUGGGACCAGCCAGGGUGCCCCACAUGAGGAGCAACAGAAAAAACAUAUCCUUACCCAGAAGAACCUGGAAGAAUCUUCUGAGAAAGCAGCCUCCUCCCAGGACACGACUGACACGCGAGCGGACACGGGUGAGCAGAGUCACAGCAACACCAGCACCCUGACGGAGAAGGAGCCCAGCACCUCCAGUAUCUCCAGCCUGGAGGAGGGGGUGCACUCCGAACUCAGCGACUCGGAUAUGGUCAAAUCCAUUCUCUUCUCAUCCAGGAGAAAUGUGGACUUUGUACAUGAGAUGCUCAGACAGGGUAUGCUGCUACCUUUCACACAGACUUCUGCUGUUAGGAAAGUCAUCAAGGUGUACCAGGACUGGAUACAGCAAGACCACCCUGUGUUUAUGGAGGAGCCAGAUCAGUUUGUGUGUUCUCCCAUGUUGGGUAUCGCCUCUGAUCCCAGCUCUCAGCCCCAGGAUAGUCCGCUGCAGGAAACAUCGACAGAUGGGCCAUCACAGGCUUCAGGUGAGGCUGAGUCAGCGGGGUACCCCUUACGGAAGAGCCAGUCGAAGAGUCGACUGCGGGCAGCUUCCUACGUUGGUGCAAUCAACACGGCUGUGAGUGAGGAGGAAGGGUUGGAGAACGUCCGGGCAGGGAAGAAUCCAACACUACAGGUGUUUUUCACCAACUCAGCCAACAUCUUCCUCUUAGAACCCUCCUAUCAGGAAGCCAAACUGGUGGAUGACCAGGUUGACAUGUGCAAAAAAGUGCUGAAUAUCUACCGCUGGACGGUGAUGAAUGUACAGAUGGACAAGAAAACAUGGGAACAACUGCUGCUUGUGUUGCUGCGGAUAACAGAGGCCACUCUGAAGGACCAGCCUGUGGGGAGGGGCAAGAACACACUGGGGGGCAGACUGUCGGCUGCUCUCUUCCAGACGUUGAUAGUGACAUGGAUCAAGGCGUGUCUGAACGUGCACAUCUCCAAUGAGCUGUGGGACCAGCUGCUGAGGGUGCUGUCUUCCCUCACACAGUGGGAGGAGCUCAUCACAGAGUGGGCUAAAACUAUAGAGACCCUGACCAGAGUGCUGGCACGUCAAGUCUAUGGGCUGGACCUGAACGACCUCCCACUGGACAAACUGAGUGAGCAGAAGGCCAAGAGGAGGAAGGGCAAGGGCAUCCCUGUGUCCAAGAAAACAAGGACAGCAGAGAGGUCAUUCUCUCGGGGGUGGAGCAGAUACGAGGGGAACAAGGAAAAGGCAGAGCAGAUGAGACACAGAAGUGCCACCACUGUUGGAGCCGGUGCAAGUAGGGAGUCCAACAUCCAGCAGGCUGCUGCCAGGGCCAGGAUUGGUGGGGAGGAGAAUGGCCAGCUACAAGAGCCCCAGCCCACAGACGCACCGCUAUCCUCCUCUUACCCCACUUCGGAAAUGGCAGAAACUCUUGUUGGGAGGCAGCGCCCCAAACUGGAGAGAACCAGGUCUCAGAGUGGGGAACCUGCCAUGAUGCAGGAAGACUCUCAGUACCCGCUAGUGCGCAGCAGCAGUGCUAGUGACAUCAUGGAGGAGUUUGCUCGGGACCGGCUGAGAGUCGACAGCAUUGAGCUGGAGGGGGACGACAUGGGCAGCCAUGACAGCCUGGAUGAGUUCAUCAAGCAGAGGUUACAAGGACAGAGCUUCAGUAGUGAGACCAGUGCAGUGUCCAGUGACACCACCUGCAGUGUGGGAGAUGUGGUCAUAGGGUCCCUUGGCAGUGAGGACAAGGAGGUAGCGAGCUACUGUACUCUGGGAGACACCGCCAGCGAGGACAGUGUCACCCUGGGGCACAGUGGGGACAGCAGCACAGGACACAGGACAACCCCAGAGUCAGCUACUAUGUCCAGAGGCUCAGCAACGCCUUCACCCUCAUCUCCCACCUCACCGUCGUCGAGAACCCCCUCCCCCACCAUCCUCCUGUCUCCCUCCCCCACCCCCUCCCCCACCGCCAUGCUGGAGUCAUCCCCAGAACAGAUCCCCAGUCAGAAGGACUCCCCUGCUGCAGAGAGUAUGAAGCUUGAUGGAGAAGUUCUAGUGGAGCUAGACAGCAGUGAAGUGCAAUCUGAGGACAGUAGUGUAGUGACGGGCGGGUCCCUGCAGGGCUGGUUCCCUGAUGCUGCAGUCAUCGUCUGGAGAAGGAUGCUGGGAAUCCUGGGAGAUGUGAACGAGAUCCAGGAUCCAGAGAUCCACUCACAGGUCUUCGACUACCUGUGUGAGCUCUGGCUGGUUCUCAUUAAGUUAAGAGACAAUUUGGGCAUUACCACCGACAACCUGAUGACACCCCCACCUCCGGAACUGCUGCCUCCACUGAAUGAGUUUGCACCAUGGCUUUUGCAAGCCUGA
Molecule: messenger RNA, 3455 nt
Organism: Branchiostoma floridae (Florida lancelet)
Lineage: Eukaryota; Metazoa; Chordata; Leptocardii; Amphioxiformes; Branchiostomatidae
Product: ral GTPase-activating protein subunit alpha-1-like
Exons: 27
Coding region: 141-3455 (1104 amino acids)
Biological process (GO): positive regulation of GTPase activity
Cellular component (GO): nucleus; cytoplasm
Molecular function (GO): GTPase activator activity
Source: RefSeq, a predicted model, not a curated record